Molecule: messenger RNA, 6721 nt
Organism: Cydia fagiglandana
Lineage: Eukaryota; Metazoa; Arthropoda; Insecta; Lepidoptera; Tortricidae
Product: eukaryotic translation initiation factor 4 gamma 3-like
Exons: 30
Coding region: 484-5745 (1753 amino acids)
Cellular component (GO): eukaryotic translation initiation factor 4F complex
Molecular function (GO): mRNA binding; translation initiation factor activity; protein binding
Source: RefSeq, a predicted model, not a curated record
UAGCUAGACGAACACGACGUGAAUUAUCGUAUGACAGUUUUAUCAUUUGAAAAAAAAAAUGUAUUAAUAUAUUUAUAGCAGAUAAAUUAUUUUUACAUUUCUAGUAUAACUCAGACAAUAGUACAACAGAAGCAACGUUAAAAUUAAGUAAUAAAUAUUGUUUAAUUCGGCUCGAAACAGUGACAGUCACGUUUGUUUAUUGGUUAACAUCCGCCAUUUUGUACUGUCGUUUGUUUAGUGACUGGGUCCUUUCUUAGUGAUGCUUUUUAGUUCUUCCGAAAAUAUAUGUGAUUUUUCAAGUGUAGUACAAUGUUUUUGCUAGAAACGUUGCCUUUAAAGGUAUUAUAUUGAAUUGUGUGACUUGUCAAUCUGACGUCGGUAAAUCAUCUACCUAUGUGCCGGAUGUGUCCUACAAUCGGUUAGGGCGAUUUUACGUGCCACCUUGAGUGGUGUACGUGUCCCGACACCUAUGCUGCCAAGAUUAUGAGUGGCAACGGGAAUCAGGUGCCGUUGGCGCCGAAUCAACGUGGCCCCGGACCUUAUCCUCGGGCGCCUACACCACACAGAACGGAAUGCUACCAUCCCUCGGGCAGCAGCGGGGCGGCCUUCAUGGCGAGCUCGGGCGGAGGCGCGCAGCCAGCGCCGCAGGCAGGCCUCCGCGCACAGCCGGCGCCCCCGCAGGCGGCGCCGCCGGCACCACCACAGGACAUGACGAAGAACUCUAUGGCUGGGCACAGCUUCGUGGCACCACAGAGCCAGACGCCGCAGACGCGGCCGCAGUACCACAACUACCAGUUCCGGCCGGGCCAGCACGGCACCAGGCCGAAUGCACAUCCUAGGCAGCAGCAACCGUUCAUCCCGAGCCCCGCCGCGGCGGCCGCGUCGGGCCCGGUCAUGUACCACCCCACGCUGGUGUUCCCGCACAUGAGCCUGCCGCCGCAGUCCUACCAGCAGCCGCGCUCGCAAGGGUUCUACCAGUACGUCACACCUUACAUAAGUUACACGAAUCCCGCGAACCACACGCCGCCUUAUACUUACUACCCACCAAACAGCCAACAACUGCCGACGCCCAACUUGCAGUCGAGCGCGCCGGGCGGCCGCAGCAACCCCACCACGCUGAUGGGCCCGCAGGGCACGCCGCCCACGCCCACCGCGCCCGCGGUCUCGCUCUCGCAUUCCCAGACACCCGCUCACAUGCACCAAACCAUAUCUGGUAUACGUCCGACGCAAACGAAACGUAGUCAUAGGCUCGCAAUCAUUGAUCCCGUCACUAGGCAAGAUAUAUUGACUGAUUUAUAUUCAAAUAAUGAUAGUCAAUAUUUAAGUGGAGAAUCUAGCGAGCGGCAAACGCCCCAACCCGAACCGACACACAGCAUUGCUGAACAGUUCUCGAGAAUGGUCAAUGAGGUGGCUAAUCAGCCAACCACAUGCGAAAGUUCAAUGAAGCCAAGUUAUAAAAAUGCAGAUUUGCCUAUAUCUUCCGCAAGCCCUAUGCAGCCGCAACUAAAUGCAAUAAACUCUUUAAAUAAUAGUUUAGUAAAGUCUGAGAUAUUAACUGUUAGCGAAAAUAAAAUAUUAGGACCUGAUGUUGCUGCAGUACCUAACGAAACUCCAAUAGUAUCAGCGAUAUCAGACAGUCCUGUUAUAGUGCCUAAACUGCCCAAUGUUAAGCAGCUGCAAAAGACUAGUGAUCAGAAUAUACAGCCUUUAGUAGUAGACAGCAAUAAGAUUAUAUCACCAAAUAAACAACCACACAAACAUAAAACUAAACCAGUUGUGCCUCAAGAAGAAGAAAUAAAUAAGUCCACAGAGAAUAUCAGCAGUGUAGGGCCCACCGCGUCGGCGAUACCGAGCGCCCUCCCUCCCGCUGCUCCCGCAAGCUUCCCCGCCCCCGCUCCCGUGCCCGCCCCCGCGCCUGCGCCCGUCCCCGCGGCCCCCGCACCAGCACAGGCCGUUGCACCCACUGCCAUGCUAGCCCCGCAGCCUCAAAGAAUACGAGAACCCAGGGAGCGUGUCAGAUCAGAAGAAAAGGAAAGAGAUAAAAACAAGGACAGGGACGUACAACAAGCAGAAGCAGACACCUUGCUCGCCAACAAGCACCAGAAUGGACCUACAAAUCUAGUGAUUAGUAGUUCAGUUGAUGGAGAAAAUAUCAACCUUCCAACUAGUCAAACAAAUCCAAAUUCUGAUUCAAUAAAGAGGCAAGGUGUACAAGCUGUAGUUACAGCUGAAAUUGACACCCUAUCACAAGUGAAAAAUAUUGAAGUACUGAGUAAGAUUGAAGAGGCACCGGCGGCACAGGAGCAGGCACCAACUGCCACACAGUUAUUAUCAGCAAGUAUUGAAAAGAUUGCUAAGGAAUCUCCAACAGUUCCAGAAACUAUUGAGAGUAAAGAAGCUUCCAGUGCUAUACAAGCACAAGUUAAAUUAAAUCAGAGCUUAGCAAGCUGCAUUCGCUCUACUCAAGGUGACCCUAAGAUGAAAGACGUCAAUCUUAACAAUAAGACCAUAGAUUCAGAUACUGCCAAUGGUAAUACUACUGAGCUAAGUAAAACUGAGACUGUUAAGGAAGAUAUUAACAAAAAUGAGAAACUUGUAAAGAAUUCCAAAAAUUUGAGUAAGAAAUCAUCAAACAAGAUGGCGAGUAAUGAGAAAGAGACAGAAUCAUAUGAAAAUGGUAAAGAUGAGACUGAUAAAGUAAGUAUUGUAGAAGAGGACAAAGGUUUGCCUAAGAAUGAAGAGGUCCCUGAAAAAUCAACAGGUGCUGCCGAAAAGCCCGAGGCUGCUCCUGUAUUUGUUCCUAAAUACAAAUAUGGUGAAGACCAAUGGUCUCCAUUGAACACAUCUGGGAAGAAGUGCUAUGAUAUAAUGUUGCUCAAACAAAUUAGAGAUGACCCACUCUCAAAGGACAAGCCAAAUGCGCCUAAACUUGAGUCAUGCAAUGUAAUUAGGACGGUGCCUAUGCAAGAGCCAAUGCCUUUUGCUAAUAUUUCAAGGCCCAUGAAUGACUCACUUUUCCCACCAUUUUUGAAAAAUGCUGGUAUGGGCUCAAGGAAUAAUUCUCUUAGAGAUGCUAAGAAAGAUGGAAGGAACAUGUCUGCUAGUGGUAAAAGCAGUGGUAAGCUCCCACUUACUCCAAGUGGUAGCAGCUCCCACAAGCAAGUCAUCUCCAUCUCAUUACGAGAAGAUGUCAGACUUUCCGAGACCGAAAAUGCCUGGAAACCUACUAGGUUCAAGAAGGAGACCCUUACUGAGGAAGAUGCUAAGACUCAGGAGUUGUACAAGAAGUUCAGGGGCAUUCUGAACAAACUCACGCCGCAGAAGUUCGACACGUUAAUAGAGAAAGUUAAACACCUCGAGAUCACUAAUCAAAAACGCCUUGAAGGUGUCAUUGACUUGGUGUUUGAGAAGGCGAUAGAUGAACCCAAUUUUUCUGAAGCCUAUGCUUUAAUGUGUAAUAAGCUCUCCACACUCAAGGUUCCUGCUGAUAAUGCGUCUUCGCCCGACCAGUGCGUCAAUUUCAGGGCUCUUAUCAUUAGUAAAUGCCAAAAUCAGUUUGUUACUGACAAGGUAGAUGAACAAGUUAUGAAAUUAGAAACUGACUUAGCCGAGUGCACUGAUCCUGCCAAGAAGAAAGAGCUUCAAUUGAUGCUGGAAGAAGAGAACCGUAGGGUUAGAAUGCGAUCGGUUGGAAACGUCAGAUUCAUUGGUGAACUGUACAAGUUGAAAAUGCUGACCUCAAAGAUAAUGGUUUAUUGUAUGAAUUAUCUGAUCGACAAGCUGGAGGAAGAGAAGCUGGAGUGCCUGUGCAAGCUGCUGACGACCAUCGGCGAGCAGGUGGAGAGCGAGGUCAAGGAUAACAUCGAGAGUGUGUUCAAGAAAAUGCAGGACAUCGUGGACCGCAAGUCUAAUAAAAUUAGUAGUCGAGUUAGGUUCAUGAUCCAAGACGUCAUUGCACUGAGAAAACGAAGAUGGGUGACAAAGAGUGUUGUUGACUCACAGCCGAAAAUGAUGGAUCAAAUCCAAAAGGAGGCCGAGCAACAGCAGCGACAUAUUGAAUUGAUGAAUGCAAACCCCAUGGGCGGUGGGUUCCGGCGAGACGACGGCGGCCGUGGCAAGCGCGGCGACGGGCGGCGGCAAAAUAACAAUUCUUUCAUGGACAACAGCAAUAAUUGGAAGACAACUAGGCCAAAUUAUAUGGUUGAUACUUCUAAAUUUAAGGCUGUCACUCAAAAUCAGAAGAUUAACAGUAUAAAAUUGGCUCCACAAACUGGUUUAGGGUGGAACCAUGGUUCGGGCACAAAAACUACAGCACAGGCUAGUGCUGGUAGCAAUUCUAUGAUUAGUCUUUCAAAGAAUAUGUACAGUGUCCUAGAGAAUGUUCAGACUGACCCAACUUCAAUUAGGAGUAAUAAAGAUAUGAGUCCUAGUUAUCAUUCUAAAGGUGCCUCUAUUGAGAGAUCCACGUUUAACUCGAGAGGUGACUUUAGUGGUCCCGGCAGCGGUAGUAAGUCGGGCUCGAUGGGCGUGGCUCGCUCCAACUCGGGCACCCGCGGCACCGGCGCGGCGCCGGCGACGCCCGCUAAGUCCGCCGCGGCGCCCUCGCCGGCGGAAGCCGCACCCGCGCCGCCCGCCGCCGUACCGCAGGAGCCUCUCCCUGAUCCCAAGAAGAAGACUGUCAAGUCGAUGAUAGACCAAUGUCUCAUCAACUCCGAUAAUGUAGAACUGGCUGCCGAUGUCAAAAACCUUAUCGAGCCCCAGUACCAUGCGGCCCUCGUCACUGAAAUUAUUACCGUUGCAGUAGAAAAGUCACCUAAGGAAGUUGCAAUAAUCACCAAAUCAGUGCUACAUUUAGUAUCGACUAAUGUAGUCUCAGGUGAUAACUUGUUAGCGGGGUUGAAAGAAUUCUGCGAAUUCGCUCCUGAUUUGUACAUUGAUAUACCUAUGUUGUAUGAAUAUUUAGGGUGGUUCAUGGCUCCACAAAUUGAAAAGAAAUAUAUUAACUUCGUUCAAGUAUUUAGCCUCUGUAAUACGAUAAUAUCGGCGAACCAUGGGCAUUUGCUGCUUAAAUCAAUAUUUAAGAAUAUGAAAGAAAGCAUGGGACCUUCCUUUGUGAAAAGCAAAUGGCAAGAGUCCGGGCUCAAAUUCAGCGAAUGGAUGAGUGAAGAUCAGGUUUCAAAAUGGUUAGAGGACAACAAAUUCGAAUUCUUAGAAGGAGCUAAGGUUUGUGAAGAAACGAAAAAAAUAUUAACUCCCGCCGAUACACAAAGCAAAUUGCUGCAAUUGAUGAACUCUGAUGAAAAUCGUGAUUGUAUACGAGGAUGGGUUCAGGAUAACCUCGGGAAAGCUGCGAACGAAGAGUGGUUCAUGCGUUCGCUGAUCCAAGCAAUUUGCGAGCACGCGCUCUUCGGUGCCGAGGGCCGGGACGCGCCCCGCUUCAACCAAGACAGGAUGAACAAAUACUGCGGGCUCAUCAACGAGUUCGGCGAAGUCAGGGACGCGAGGGAAGCCAGCUGUUUACUGGGCAUUCAGCAGCUCAUGCAUAAUCUAGAACAUCCUCAAGGCAUAACACUAGAAAUUUUCCAAUAUUUACAUGAACAAUACAUAAUUUCUGUGGAUAGUUUUAUUGCUUGGGAAGAAUCACAAAAGGAACUUGAAGGCAAAGCGGUAAUGAUGAAGGCGCUGACGUCGUUCUUCACGAACAUCAAGGAAGCGGACAACGAGGACUCGUGCAGCGAGGACUGACGUGGGCCCCCCGCCGCCGCCGCCGCCGCCGUCGCCGGCGCGCCGCCGCCGCAGCCGCCGUAUGCGCUUUACGCGCCCCGUGCGGCCGACGCAUCCGCUUACAAUGUCUUCUAUAUUUUUAUAUACUAGAAUCAACCUACACUGAAUUCAUAGAAUAAUAGAUUAUAUUAUUAUGUAAUGCUUACUAACAAGGCUAGAAAAGUUGUAUGAUAUUUUUUAAAGCUAUAGUUAUUUAUAAUGUUUAAUGAUGACUACGUACUUUGAAAAAAUAAUUGAGAAUAAAUAUGCUUGGGAUGGAAUAAUUUUAAAUUAUUAGCAACAACGUAUAUAUAUUAUCAGACAUCAGACUUGCGUUGUUAUUUGGUAGACUUGCAGGACUAAAUAUUGUUUUCAUAGUUGUCAUGAACUACGUCUACGGAUCUAUGAUGUGUUGCAAUGUGAUGCUAACGCGAAACAGGCUUUCGAAAGUUACAGUUACAUAUCUUACCAAUACUUGGUCGUAGUCUGAAAUCGGAAACGGAUUAUUAUAUUGGCUGUAUCCCCAAUUCCCUUGUAAUUUAUGUUUUAUAUAAUUUUUAUACACUUGAAACGUAAGAAUCAAACCACGAAGCAAUACGGCAUGUAUUUUUUUUCUAUAAAAUCUAGUAUUUAGUAUAGAAAAACAAAAAUUAAUAUUUUAUAUGGAACAUAUGUUACGGGGAGAUAGUUAAUAUAGAAUAUGUGCUACAAAUAGUUAACAGAAUCAUUGUAAUAAAUGUCGACAUAAACAACAAUCCAAGCAAUAAUCAUUCGUAAUAUUAAAAUGAUAGAGAAACCUACAAUUAUGUUAAAUGAUGGUUGUCUCCAAAUCCUAGUAAUUGGACUAUGUUAUGAGGUCAACAUGUUGAACGGUUUUAUAAUAUUUAAUAUGUAUAUCACUUUGUUUUUAUUGAUAUAGACAUAAUUAAUAAAGAUGUAAUUUCUAAAAUGUAAAGAA